This is a messenger RNA of Cornus florida, 1248 nucleotides long. RefSeq lists its product as uncharacterized. NCBI's taxonomy places the organism in Eukaryota, Viridiplantae, Streptophyta, Magnoliopsida, Cornales, Cornaceae. The coding region runs from base 453 to 1016 and encodes 187 amino acids. The record is from RefSeq and is a predicted model, not a curated record. The transcript is spliced from 6 exons.
AAAAAAAAAAAAAAAAUGUCCGGAUAUUGCAUCCUACAAAAACAAAAUUAUGUAAUUUUCAAAAUAGAAAAUAAGUAUAAAAAAAUCAAAAAGAAAAUUUUCACAUGAUAAAUGUUUGGGACCAUCAAGGAGAUGAACCACUGGGAAACAAAAGGGUCAACCCAUUGGCAGGCAUGUCACUUAUAAUAGCCCAAUGUGGAGCCCAUUUUAAGUAAAAGUAAAACUAUAUUAUCCACUCAUUCAGUGGCGCACCAAUCACUGGCCCAACAAAGUCCAAUCAGAACAGAAACUCGCUUCGCUAUCUCAUCUGUGCUGUCAAUUUUCAGUUGAGCAAUUAAAGUAAUCGAAUGUAGUCCCUACCACUGAUUCCCAUCGGAUCCACCAACUGUUAUAUAGAGAGAGAAACAGAAUCUAGAGAGAGAGAGCGAGUGAGUGCAGAGAGGCAGGCGGACAUGGAGGUUCGAAACGACGCGACGAUUGAUAACUUGUCUGCCGAUCAUCGGCCUCCGUCGGCGACGCCGUCCAAGCAAGCCAAGGCUUCUCCGAAUCACGUCGACACCAAUUCUGUUAAGCAGAGGCUUCAGAGGGAGCUCAUGUCUCUCAUGAUGAGCGGAGGAGAUCUUGGUGUAUCUGCCUUUCCUGAAGGGGAGAGCAUCUUUACUUGGAUUGGUACUAUUGAGGGGGGCAAAGGAACUAUGUAUGAGGGUUUAUCUUACAAAGUUUCUUUGCGCUUUCCCCUUGAUUAUCCUUUCAAGCCCCCUCAAGUUAAGUUUGAGACAAUGUGCUUCCAUCCAAAUGUUGACCAGUACGGAAACAUUUGUUUAGACAUUCUUCAGGAUAAGUGGUCUUCAGCUUUUGAUUGCAGAACAAUUCUUUUAUCCAUACAAAGUUUAUUAGGAGAACCCAAUAUCGAAAGUCCUCUCAACAGCUCUGCUGCUGUACUAUGGAAAAACCAGGAAGAUUACAGAAAAAUGGUACAAAAAUACUAUAUGGCUGGAGAAGAGUUUGAGAGCUGAUCUGCCAAAUUGGAGGCCCAUGUAUGCACUUCCUCCAUAAAUUAUCAAUGCAGAAUAUGUCUAUUGGGGAAAAGUGGAGAUCUCCCAUUGAUAGUCUGAGCUUCUAAUUUGUAAUUACCAAAAAAUUUCCUGGACUUCAUUUCGGUGUGCGAUUUGUUUACAAUUGAAUUUCUCCACUGGAUAGUUGCUGAAUAAAUCUACAUGUUAAUCUUCAUAUGAAUUGUUUUCUCUA